CUGCAACAUGCAAGCCACCUGGAUGGUCUUGAUGACCAUUGGAUUGUUGUGGACAGGUGGUCAUUCCCAGCAGUUCGUGAAUCUGGUCAAAUCGCUGGAGGCUAGUGAAGAAUCGUGGGAAACAUUGCGUUUAGCGAUCACGCAGAAACUGGAAGAGACCGGGACCACGUACGAUGCUUCAUCCAUCAUUCACAACCUGUUCGCGGCAAUUAAAUCUUCGUCCUUCCCUACGGCCGUUGCGACCAACAUCAGUCAACGAUGUAUAGAAGACAGCCAGUAUUACGUACACAAUCUCUAUGCAAAUCGGAGUCUGUGGGCCUUACAGAUGCAAGAAUCAAGCGGGCAAUUGCCACCGGGAUUGUUCGGAGCUGGGAAUUAUCACGCAGAUGGAUUAUUUGAUGAAUGUCAGGCGGUUCGUGCGCCCUCGUUCAACGGUCAAUAUUGCAGCGUCUACUUCAAACCGGCCCUUGUCGACGAGUCUGAACUUGUCCAACCGGUGCUGGAGCAGAACAGCCGCAGCAAUUUCAUAACAAUUUUCCAGCUUUUGGGCAUCUUAGGACAAAGUUCAGAAAGAGUUGAACCCAAAUUAUCCGGUGCUACUUCCGGCACUUACGUUUUGCCCAGCGUCAGUUUCUGUUUGCCAUCGUCUUGCAGCGCUGAUGACCUGGGACAGGCCAUUGCCCAACUCGUUGGUUCUUACGUCUUCGGUAAUUAUUCCAUCGAGACCGUGACUGAUGAACAGUACUGUUUCAAAGAAGAGAGAGAUCCACCUUCGUUCGAUGGUCCCGACAUUACAGUCAUAAUUUUGCUGAGCCUUAUUGGAUUGCUGGUUAUGUCAGCGACGAUUCACGAAGCCUGGCGGAUGUACCGCGAAAUUGCUUUUGAUUCCAAGACGGACGGACCGUUCGUGAAUUCUUUGCAUUGUUUUUCAGCUCUGAGCAACGGCCGUAAAAUCUUGUCGAUGAAACAAUCAAAAUCGAACGAUAACUUUGGUUGCAUUCACGGCAUUCGAUUCUUUUCUACCUGUUGGGUCGUUAUCGGACACACCUGGAUCUUAGGUGCCUACAAAUCCAUGAAUCCCAGGGCGGUUAAAACGGACGCUUUCACAUGGGGAAUGCAAAGCCUCGCUAAUGGCACCGUGUCAGUUGACACAUUUUUCUUGAUGAGUGGCUUGUUGGUUUCUUUCCUUCUGCUUCGUGAACUCGAUCGCAACAAUGGGAAGUUCAACGUUGGUCUUUACUACCUUCAUCGAUAUUUGAGAUUGACACCAGUGUAUGCUCUGAUCCUCGGUUUCAUAGCCACGCUCAUGGUUUACCUCGGCACCGGUCCCAAUUGGUACAGCGUGAGUUUGGCAUCGGCCGGAUGUCGCAUCGUCUGGUGGAAGCACUUUCUCUACAUUACCAAUUUAUUUCCUGGGGAUCCUGAUAUUUCCUGCAUGGGGCAAACGUGGUACCUGGAGGUGGAUAUGCAACUCUUCGUUGUUGCCCCACUUUUCAUUUAUCCGCUUUGGCGAUGGAGGAGGAUGGGCCUCGUUUGGUUGGCCACCGUUACAUCGGCCUGUCUAGCAUCAAUCUUUGCCGUUUACGCCGUUUACAACCUGUUGCCAACUUUGAUGUUCACUCGAGUUGGGGAUGUUUCAACUUCGGCUGAUUAUUUCAAUCAUUACUACGUGAAACCGUGGACCAGAGCUCCUCCGUACCUGGUUGGCAUCUGGUUCGGAUGGUACUUGCACGUGACCAAACAAUCAGUAGUUCGGCUGCCCAAAAUAUUAGUAGCUUUAGGAUGGACAUUGUCCACAAUUGUUGCGUUGGCCAUCAUUUACGGGAUGACACCAUACGUCGAUCGUUCGCAAGUUCCCGAAAUCAGUUCCGCCGUCAGCAUGGCGUACGGUCCCAUACAUCGAUUCGCUUGGGGUAUCGUCAUUGGUUGGAUCAUCUUCGCCUGCUCCAGAGGCUAUGGAGGCUUCGUGAACAGAUUUCUGUCGUGGAAGGGAUUUGUACCGCUCGGUCGGUUGACCUAUUGCGUCUACCUCAUUCACUACGAUUACCUGAACGUAUUUUACGCAGCAGUGAGGAAGCAGUACUAUUACACGAUGCUCGGACAGUUCACGACAUGUUUCGGUGUGCUCGUCAUUUGCUUUUGUUUGGCUUUCGCCACAGCUGUUACACUAGAAGCAUCUUUCUUGAAUUUGGAGAAACUCUUCUUUGCUCCUAAACCUAAAAGUCUGUCAUCAAGAGAUUGUGAUGUUCCUAUAGCGAUGUGUGAUAUUACUUCGUUUUCUACGUACGUCGAUGCUCGGAUGUAAUCAUGCGA
Messenger RNA from Daphnia carinata, 2313 nucleotides. RefSeq names its product nose resistant to fluoxetine protein 6-like. Gene Ontology annotation, molecular function: acyltransferase activity, transferring groups other than amino-acyl groups. The transcript has 10 exons. The record is from RefSeq and is a predicted model, not a curated record. Lineage: Eukaryota; Metazoa; Arthropoda; Branchiopoda; Diplostraca; Daphniidae. The coding region runs from base 8 to 2305 and encodes 765 amino acids.